GAAGUUCAGGGAAAGUUCAUCAAUAUACUGGAAGGCCUGGAGCUGUAUACCAGGGUUUUUUCAGAAAGUGAUGAAAGAAGCAUUCUAUACUGUAUCUUUGAUUUAAGAGAUAGAGGUCGAGCGGGCCUUCUCAUGGAAAGGGCAUAUUCUGAGCCAAAGAAAUGGAUGAGAGGAAAGGGAAGAAUCACCAUCCAAUGCGGCUGUUGUUAUAACUUCACAAAUGACAGACAGGGGAAUCCGCCUGGGAUCCUCAGACGAGACCAAGUAGAUCCACUACCGUCAAUGAUAAAGUGGAUGAUCAAAAGAAUGGUCAAAUGGAAUAUUCUACCUGCAAAUUGCAUUCCCAAUAGUUGCAUUAUCAAUAUCUAUGAAGAGGGUGAUUGCAUUCCCCCACACAUUGAUCAUCAUGAUUUUGUGAGGCCCUUCUGCAUGGUCUCUUUCCUGAGCAAAAGCAAUACUUUAUUUGGAAAAGAAAUCAGGAUCGUCGGCCCUGGUGAGUUCAGAGGUUCUAUGGAGAUUCCUCUGUCAGUCGGUUCAGUACUCGUUCUUAAAGGAAACGGUGUAGUCGUUGCCAAACAUUGCAUUCGAGGGGUACGACACCGUAGGGUGUCUGUGACUUUCUGCAGGAUGGAUGACAGCAAAAUGCCAUAUGGAUUUCAGCCCGACCCGGAACUGGAAGAGCUACUGUC
This is a messenger RNA of Phalaenopsis equestris, 689 nucleotides long. Its product is annotated as RNA demethylase ALKBH5-like. The record is from RefSeq and is a predicted model, not a curated record. Gene Ontology annotation, biological process: mRNA catabolic process. Lineage: Eukaryota; Viridiplantae; Streptophyta; Magnoliopsida; Asparagales; Orchidaceae. The annotation marks the transcript as partial. The transcript has a single exon. Gene Ontology annotation, molecular function: mRNA binding; demethylase activity.